AUGAGCACACAUAACACAGGGGGUGCUGAAUUUAAUGUGGGACUGCCACCAGAUAUAGUGGAGUCGACGCUGCCGUUCCUGUCCGCAGCCGAUAUAAGGAAUCUCUCACUAACAAACAAGUACUAUCAUCAGCUGCUCAAUUACGAAGGCGGUUCCCUUACGCUAUGGCACGAACUGUUUAGAAAGGCUUAUGGGACGCUUAAUACAAACGAAGAACCCUUCAAGAACAGUGAUGUGUUAGAUUACAUGACCUGUUCCGAAAGCAUUAUGACUAGGAAGUUCCCAGACGAAACUUGGAAGAAGCUAUUUCAGAGGAGAACUGAAGAUGUGUGUUUGUAUACAUGGGGCUGUUUGAAACACGCUAGGCUGGGCUACACUUCUGGGUCGAACGAACUCUUGAAAGAGGAAGAUAUGAACGGGACUGGCUCGCGAUUCAAGUAUGGCGUUAACAAACCUACGAGAGUUCCUUGGUUCCCCACAGGCGCUCCCCAAAACGACCGAAGUGUGGUCCAGGUGUCCGCAGGUGGAUACUCCUUCCAGAUACUUACAAGGUCCGGGAAAAUAUUCUCAACAGGGUCGACGUAUACCGGUGGACAUAAGGGCCCUGGCCCUGCAAACGGCCAAGUGGAUUUCAAUCCAUUCCGAGAUGCUAUUCGCAGAUUGGAAACUUCUUACCCAAGAUUCGCAGUCGGAUCUAUGCCUCAAACAGCUUACCACCCGAUCAACACUACUGGAACUUUCCACCCAACGACCGCUAGACCCCCUACACAUUUUGGACCUACACCGACCACUGUACCAACCAGCCAACCACACAGUAAUAUUUACAGUGAACUUGAGGAAAUGGAACAGCGUGCCAAUGAACAAGUUGCUGGUAAUAAACACCUAGUUCGAAUGUUUACGAGAAACUCAUUCCCAAUUUACGGCAGCCCGGAGGGUGGCUUCCGUUUAGAUGAGGAGAAGUUUGGUGCCAUCAAGUUCGUCGCCAUUGCCUCUGGUAGAAGCCACUUCAUUGCAUUGACAAACAAUAACAUUCUGUACUCCUGGGAUAGCACAGAGUCCAACCACGGUGUUGAGAUAAAAUUUGAAGAUCUUCCCAGCUCCACCACUAAUCCUAUAUUGAAGAUUGCAUGCGGUUGGGACUUUAGUUGCGUAUACAUCUACAACGUUGGCUUGGUGAUCUGGAAGGAAAGGGAUGCCGUUUUACAGGGUGAAACUGCAGCCAAGGCGCAUUAUUUUAUUGUUCCCAAUACGGCCGACCUGUCCGGAGAUCAAAAGUUGGUAGAUUUCUCAUGUGGGCAAGACAACACUAUCUAUUUUAUCGACUCAGCAGGUACCGAAUUAUGGAGAUAUUCUAAGAAUGUAGUCACUUCUCAUGAUGUUCCAGGAGUGCGUGGGAAGUUGUUGAAGUGUAUUUCUUGUCUGAGCAGUCUCGUGUUAUUCACUUCCUUCGGUUGCUACUCAAUAAAACUGGAUCAAGGGGAGUUGGACUCGUCAACGCUAGUUCAACUGCAGCUGGAUGACCCAGAAGACCACAUAAUUUCUUUGGCCUCCGGCGACUACCAUACAUUGGCAUUGACGAAGAAGGGCCAGUUGUACACAUGGGGGGUGGAGAGCCAGAUUAGUGGCUGCCUAGGGAUAGGACGACCAGAACAUGUAGUAGACGAAUUAGGUAUUGGUAGAUGGGACGGAGUUCGCAAUGUCAGAGUAGAGAAACCGACUCACAUUGCUUUGAAUGAUGCCUAUACUGCAGUUAGCGUGGCCGCUGGCGGCUGGCAAAGUGGAGCUUUGAUACUACCUAAGUAG
This is a messenger RNA of Huiozyma naganishii CBS 8797, 1803 nucleotides long. RefSeq names its product SCF ubiquitin ligase complex subunit SAF1 (gene SAF1). NCBI's taxonomy places the organism in Eukaryota, Fungi, Ascomycota, Saccharomycetes, Saccharomycetales, Saccharomycetaceae. Gene Ontology annotation, molecular function: guanyl-nucleotide exchange factor activity; protein binding. The record is from RefSeq and is a predicted model, not a curated record. The transcript has a single exon. Gene Ontology annotation, cellular component: cytoplasm. Bases 1 to 1803 code for a protein of 600 amino acids.